This is a messenger RNA of Naegleria fowleri, 429 nucleotides long. RefSeq lists its product as uncharacterized. The transcript has a single exon. Lineage: Eukaryota; Heterolobosea; Eutetramitea; Acrasida; Naegleriidae. Gene Ontology annotation, molecular function: peptidyl-tRNA hydrolase activity. Bases 1 to 429 code for a protein of 142 amino acids. The record is from RefSeq and is a predicted model, not a curated record.
AUGUCGGAAAGUGAAACAUCAAUCCAAACAUCAUCACCCAAACAACAACAACAACAAGAUGAUACCAUCAUUCAGUACAUUGUGAUUCGGAAAGACCUCAUGGACCCUCCUUACUCCUAUGCCAUAGGCUCUAUUGUAAGCCAAGGUAGUCAUUCGAGUGUGGCUGUUAUUUCGGAAUCCAUCUUGGCUCAGGAUGAAAUCACUUUGAAAUAUGUCGAUCCGAAUGCUUCUUCUCAAAUGCAUACUAUUGUGUUGGAAUGUCCGAAUGAAAAACAAUUACUUUCUCUAAAAGAUUCAUUAGAACAGGCUCAAUUGAAAUAUAAAUUAUGGAUUGAACAACCAGAAAAUAUUCCGACAGCAAUUGCUUUGAAGCCCUAUUAUCGAUCAAUAGUCGCAAAAUUUGUAAAAAAGUUUAAACUGUUUAAAUAG